Suillus discolor is the source of this 918-nucleotide messenger RNA. Its product is annotated as ribosomal S13/S15 N-terminal domain-containing protein. Gene Ontology annotation, cellular component: nucleolus; cytosolic small ribosomal subunit; ribosome. The record is from RefSeq and is a predicted model, not a curated record. The coding region runs from base 84 to 599 and encodes 171 amino acids. Gene Ontology annotation, biological process: translation. NCBI's taxonomy places the organism in Eukaryota, Fungi, Basidiomycota, Agaricomycetes, Boletales, Suillaceae. The transcript has 4 exons. Gene Ontology annotation, molecular function: small ribosomal subunit rRNA binding; structural constituent of ribosome.
CGUCACGCGUCACAUCACCUUUCUGUGAACGCGUCCAACGACACUCCUCAAGACAUCCCCUCCGUCAACAAAAACUAUUCAUCAUGGGUCGUAUGCACGCUCCUGGCAAGGGCAUUUCGUCCUCCGCCCUUCCUUACAAACGUUCCCCUCCUUCGUGGCUCAAGACCACUCCAGAUGAAGUCGUCGAGCACAUCAUGAAAUUGGCUCGCAAGGGUCUCACUCCUUCUCAAAUCGGUGUUACCCUCCGUGACUCGCAUGGUAUCCCUCAAGUGCGCUUCGUCACUGGUAACAAAAUCCUCCGUAUCCUCAAAUCCAACGCGUUGCCGUGCAUUUCUGCUACUGCAUCUCGUUUUGUACAUGCCUUUUGUUUGGGGAUAGGAGUGGCACCAUCCAUCCCAGAGGACCUUUGGCACCUCGUCAAAAAGGCGGUGGCCGUGCGCAAGCACCUUGAAGUCAACCGCAAAGACAAGGACUCCAAGUUCCGUCUUAUCUUGAUCGAGUCUCGUAUUCACCGUCUUGCUCGCUACUACAAGACAAAGCAGCAGCUCCCUCCUACAUUCAAGUAUGACUCUGCUACUGCUUCUACUUUGAUUGCGUGAACGGUAGUGGGCUUUGGCGUGUAGUGGCUGUUGGGGCAGAUUAUAUCUCUAUCAUUGUCGUACAAUCCCUUCACUGAUAUCACGCAAAAAAUAGGCUUAUGCAGAACUAUGUGCAAAUAUCCGUUCUCGUAAUCAAGGAGAUCAUAACCCCAGAGUUAAAGUUGUCCUUGGUAUAUCAUCUCUAUUACUCACCAGCUCUUACAUUGCCGACCAGCUAGUCGACGAACAUUUGGCGGUGUUAACGUUUAUCCCUGAGUGUUUUCAAACGCAGUUCUUCAAUUGAAUGUUGGCAGCCUAUACAAUCUUGAUGGAGCCGUCU